CACUAGGUGAUGACUUCACUCUAUUAACAUUGAACUUAAUAACCUAAUCUCAUUGAAAAUGAUGCUUCAGUUUCAUACAUCGUAAAUUAUUCAGAAUAUUUAUUACUUAACCUUAUUAUCGAUCUACAUAUAUCUAUAUAUCUAUAUAUCUAUAUAUCUAUAUAUCUAUAUAUCUACAUAUCUACAUAUAUACGCAAAUAAAAACUAGAUAUCCGUUACAAAUCCUUCCAAAUGCGCAAGUCUUACAUGCGAAUUCCAUAUACCGAUGUAUUAGCAUCUCCUACCACCAUCCCCAGAACGGCAACAUCGAUAUCAGGUGCUGUUACCGCUCUCCAGGAAUUCUUCCAAGCCCCUCUAGCAAAUGCAUCGCCUCCCACGGUAGUUCUAACUGGAGCGGGCAUAUCCGUGGCUAGUGGUCUUGCGGAUUACCGGGGGCCUCAGGGUACCUACAGAGUGAACAAGACCUAUCGGCCCAUCUACUACCAUGAGUUCCUCCAGAACCACGAGGCUAGAAAGCGUUACUGGGCUAGAAGUUUUCUUGGUUGGACAACGCUCCUCAAUGCAAAACCCAAUGCCGGCCACUACGCAAUAAAACAAUUAGGUGACAUGGGACUAGUUCAGAAUGUGAUUACGCAAAAUGUGGAUUCUUUCCAUUCAAAGGCUCAUCCCCUGCUCCCCACGAUCGAGCUACAUGGCUACUUGAGAUCAUGCGUAUGCAUAUCAUGUCACGAAGAACUGCCCCGACACACCUUUCAAAACGAGCUAGCCCGGCUGAACCCUGCCUGGGCAGCCUUCCUCCAGGAGAUUCUAGCCUCUGGUGCUUUGGACACUGAGAAUCCAGACGAAAGACGAGAAAAGGGAUUAAGAACAAAUCCUGAUGGCGAUGUAGAUCUCCCAGACGCCCCUUACACAACAUUUCGCUAUCCACCCUGCCCAAAAUGUCUCGUGGCUCCGCCCCUCAUGACAGAUGGGAGCCGAGCGAGAGUCGAAGCCGAUGCUGAUGGUGCAUUGUUGUCAACAAGCACUGGUGGUGUGCUAAAGCCAGCUGUUGUAAUGUUCGGGGAAAACAUCCGGCCUUCUAUCAAAAUCGCUGCAGAACAGAUUUUGGAGAAUGCGGGGAGCCUGCUGGUAUUGGGAACUUCACUUGCCACCUAUUCUGCCUGGCGACUGGCCAAGAAGGCCAAAGAUCGAGGCAUUCCCAUCGCGAUCGUUAACCUUGGUGGCGUUAGGGGUGAAGAGACUUUCUUUGCCGACCUUGAUCCAUCCCAGAGAGGGAAUCAAGGACUUAGAGUAGAGUUGUCCACUGAUGAAUUACUACCGGCUCUUGUAGAGCAAUUACGGCAGACAUCAAACCUAAAGGCAUCUGCGAAGAAUCCCGAUCCUGUCCCUAGUACCGAGCGACAUGGCGCUUUAGGGUUUAAGGACCUGAUGUCGUAAUAGUGUAAUCGUGUCGAGCGGUGCCUAG
Hypoxylon fragiforme is the source of this 1465-nucleotide messenger RNA. RefSeq names its product DHS-like NAD/FAD-binding domain-containing protein. Gene Ontology annotation, molecular function: NAD+ binding. Bases 232 to 1437 code for a protein of 401 amino acids. The record is from RefSeq and is a predicted model, not a curated record. NCBI's taxonomy places the organism in Eukaryota, Fungi, Ascomycota, Sordariomycetes, Xylariales, Hypoxylaceae. The transcript has a single exon.